UGUAAGUUUGUGGACGUGUCAUUCCGAAUUUCUACUGAUUUGUGGAUUUAACUUUGGUGAUGAAAAGGCCGGAUUAUAAUUUUGACAAAAAAUAAAUUAAAGAAUGGCGUUGAAUCUAGCUCAUGCCAACCUUCUCCUCAUCUCACUCAUCCUCCCGUGCUACUUUCUCUACGUUUUUAUCAUUGCGUGUGUUUCAAAACGGGAUCCUAGCCGGAAGUUUACUGUGGGCCUUUUUCAUCCCUAUUGCAAUGCAGGCGGUGGAGGAGAGAGAGUUCUUUGGGUAGCGUUAAAAAGUCUACAACAAAAAUAUCCAGAGUUUCAAUAUGUGGUUUACACUGGAGAUGUCUCAGUCACUGCGGAGCAAAUGAUAACCAACGCUAAAUCUCGAUUCAACAUUGAACUCGAUCCAGAAAACAUACAAUUUGUGUACCUAAAAAAGAGAAACUGGGUCGAAGCUGAAAAAUACCCGUCAUUUACGUUAAUUGGGCAGAGUCUUGGUUCCAUGCUUUUAGGAUUAGAAGCUAUUACUAGAGUACAUCCACCAGAUGUAGCCAUUGAUACUAUGGGAUAUGCAUUUACCCUCCCAAUUUUCAAAUACCUUGGAGGUUCCAAUGUUGGUUGUUACGUUCACUAUCCUACGAUAAGUACGGAUAUGCUUAAUAAGGUUUCUAGUGGAAUGGAGUCUUAUAAUAACCAAAACUUUGUUGCGAAAAGUUCUUUAUUGUCGUCAAUGAAAUUGGUAUAUUACAAAAUAUUUGCAAAAUUGUAUUCUUGGAUGGGACGAACUAGCGAUACGGUUAUGGUCAACUCUAGUUGGACUGAGAAUCACAUAAACCAACUAUGGCAAAUUCCUGCAAAGACUUUUAAAGUGUAUCCACCUUGUGACACUGAAGAGUUCAAGAAAAUUAUUCAACCAGAGGAUGACUCGAAAAAGAAUGGAUUUAGAAUUGUCUCAGUUGCACAAUUUCGACCAGAGAAGGACCAUCCAAUGCAACUUCGGGCAUUAAAUCAACUGCGAAAGAUAGUUACGGCAGAGGUUUGGAAUCAAAUAAAGCUUGUGUUAAUUGGAAGUGUAAGAAAUGAAGACGAUGAACGCAGAGUUAACGACUUGCGAAAGCUGAGCAAAGAACUUCAUAUCGACGACAAUGUCGAGUUUCAUUUAAAUGUCUCCUUUGAUGAAUUGAAGAAACAACUAGCUGAGGGACUGAUUGGCAUUCACACAAUGUGGAAUGAACAUUUUGGAAUUGGAAUUGUCGAGUCAAUGGCUGCUGGGUUAAUCAUGGUUGCUCAUAAAUCAGGCGGACCCUUGAUGGAUAUAGUGGCACAAAAAAAUUCAAAUUUAUUCUGCAAUGGGUUUCAUGCUGAAGAUGAGGAUGAGUAUGCUGAAGCAAUUAACAAAAUACUGAAAUUUACACCCAAACAGAGACAAGAGAUCAGACUUAAAGCAAGAAAAUCUGUAGAUAGAUUUUCAGAAACACAAUUUUCAAAUGGAUUCUUAAGAGUCAUUGAGCCCUUGUUAAAAUCAACAUGAACCGAAGUAAAAUACGGACUAGUUUUGUGAUAUUGACAUCAACCAAAUGAUUAAAAGCUUGCGGUUUCAUGUAAAUAUGUACAUGAUUAAGUGAA
Folsomia candida is the source of this 1626-nucleotide messenger RNA. RefSeq names its product GDP-Man:Man(3)GlcNAc(2)-PP-Dol alpha-1,2-mannosyltransferase (gene Alg11). Gene Ontology annotation, biological process: protein N-linked glycosylation. Bases 104 to 1531 code for a protein of 475 amino acids. The transcript has 5 exons. Gene Ontology annotation, molecular function: GDP-Man:Man(3)GlcNAc(2)-PP-Dol alpha-1,2-mannosyltransferase activity. The record is from RefSeq and is a predicted model, not a curated record. Gene Ontology annotation, cellular component: endoplasmic reticulum membrane. NCBI's taxonomy places the organism in Eukaryota, Metazoa, Arthropoda, Collembola, Entomobryomorpha, Isotomidae.